Molecule: messenger RNA, 1824 nt
Organism: Argentina anserina (silverweed cinquefoil)
Lineage: Eukaryota; Viridiplantae; Streptophyta; Magnoliopsida; Rosales; Rosaceae
Product: general transcription and DNA repair factor IIH subunit TFB2
Exons: 15
Coding region: 139-1500 (453 amino acids)
Biological process (GO): nucleotide-excision repair
Cellular component (GO): transcription factor TFIIH core complex; transcription factor TFIIH holo complex
Molecular function (GO): double-stranded DNA binding; ATPase activator activity
Source: RefSeq, a predicted model, not a curated record
GGGAGAGAAGCCCAAGGCCCCAAACUCUCUCAGGCCAAAAAUCGCCACUCACUCCAGAAUCUGCAGAUCAUAUUUUGAACAGUAGAAACUUGUAGAAAUCUGAGAGAUAAAACCCUAGAAAAAAUCAAUCAGGUGAAAAUGCCUCAGGUGAGGAUCAUAGCCAAGAACUUCAUGGACAUGGUGGCCGCCUUGCCCGCCAUGAAGCUCGAUAAGCUCUACGACAACGCCUUCAUCUGCGAAGCCAUUCUCAGGUCAUUGCCGCCAUUGGCGAAGAAAUAUGUGCUGCAAAUGCUGUGUGUCGAGCUUCCGGUCAGCUCCAAGUCAAUGGAGGAGUGGGUGCUGCCGGAUGGGGCCUCCAAGCAUCGAGUGGCGGUUGAUCGGUUGGUUCAGUUGAGAAUUUUCACCGAGACCAGGAAGAAGGGGGAUGUUACGUAUACGUUGAAUCCGAUAUUUCAGACUAAUCUCAAGAAGCUUCUGGUGUAUGGUGUAGUUUUGCCAAGAGAACCAAUGCCUCCUGGUGUUGCUGUGAGGCUCCCGAGCUCGGAGGAGCUUGAGGAUUUUGCCCUAGAACAGUGGGAGUGUUUCUUGCUGCAACUUAUCAACUCAUCUCAAACUGAUAGGCCAUCAAACAUCAGUUCGUCUAUGAUGAAAACUUUCCAGCGGGGUCUUCUGACUCAAAGAGACAGAGAAGCUCCCAGGUUAACUGAGAGUGGUUUUCAGUUCUUGCUAAUGGAUACAAAUGCCCAAAUGUGGUACAUCAUCAGAGAAUACAUCACUAGCUCGGAGGAGCGUGGGAUAGAUUCAGCCGAUUUGAUUGCUUUCCUGCUAGAGCUAAGUUUUCAUGUUACAGGCGAGGCAUAUAACAUAAAUACAUUGACUGAGCUUCAGAAGAAUACGAUCAAGGACUUCACAGAUUUGGGAUUGGUCAAACUUCAGCAGGGUAGAAAGGAGAGUUGGUUUAUACCUACUAAACUAGCAACCAAUCUUUCGGUGAGCUUGACAGAUGCAUCAUCGAGGAAACAGGGUUUUGUGGUUGUGGAAACAAACUUUAGGCUGUAUGCGUACUCCUCUUCUAAAUUGCAUUGUGAAAUUUUGCGUCUCUUUGCAAGGGUUGAAUAUCAACUUCCAAACCUUAUAGUUGGAGCAAUAACAAAAGAAAGUUUGUAUCGUGCUUUUGACAAUUGCAUCACCGCGGAACAGAUAAUUUCUUUUCUUCGGCAAAAUGCACAUCCACGUGUUGCGGAAAGAGUACCGUCUGUACCUGAGAAUGUCACAGAUCAGAUUAGGCUCUGGGAAACUGAUCUAAACAGAGUUGAGAUGACCCCUGCAUAUUAUUACGAUGAAUUUCCAUCUAGGGAUCUCUAUGAUGGUGCUGUUGACUAUGCGAGAAGCUAUGAUGGUUUGUUAUGGGAGGCUCCAGAUGAUUCGAAAAAGAUGCGCUUGGUGGUCAGGGCUGAAAACCAUGCGCACAUGCGAGAAUAUCUUUCCGGUCAAAAGUAGUAGGCCUGGUGAAACUAAAUUUGUACAACUUGACAUGACGAGCUCCUGGUAGACCGUGUGCAACAGAAGUGCAGCAAAACAUUGAUCGAUUCAGAACCUGAAGUUGUUCUUGUGAUAGCUGAAGUGACUUGCAUAAGUCGCACUUUGUGCAAUACUAUAAAUAGCAGUGUUAUUUGUAAAAAAGCAAUGGGUAGCUUGAAGCAUGGGGCUUUACGAUGCAUGCUAAUUUAGUUAUUGAUCGAUGUAUUUGUGACUGAAAUAUGGAACAAAGUUCCUUAUUGUAAGAUGUUGAAAUGACAGUUGCCGAAGCGAUAAUUGAUUUAA